Molecule: messenger RNA, 2699 nt
Organism: Chiloscyllium plagiosum (whitespotted bambooshark)
Lineage: Eukaryota; Metazoa; Chordata; Chondrichthyes; Orectolobiformes; Hemiscylliidae
Gene: slc18b1
Product: solute carrier family 18 member B1
Biological process (GO): transmembrane transport
Molecular function (GO): transmembrane transporter activity
Source: RefSeq, a predicted model, not a curated record
AUUCCCGUCACCGAGUAGACAGGUGGCCACGCAAGUCGCCUGAAGGAACAGGCAGCAAACCAUUACCGCGGCGACGACUCUAGCUACAACAACAACUGUUUAGGUGGCGCCUUCCCGAUACCUACGUUGCAACUUUGUCCUCUCUCCGCUGCCAAGUGAGACAGCGAUGUUGUUACACGCCGUUAGAAUAGAAGGAGCCUGACUUGGAGGUAGGGACAUUACCGAUAGCCCUCACAGCGAUGUGCAAAAUAUUUUAUUAUCAACCUGUGCAGGGAUGUUAUGACACACCUCGGGAACCGGUGGGAGUUGAACCCAGGUCUCCCAGCUCAGAGGUGUGUGCACUGUCAAACAAAAAAACCCGGAAUGAACUGAAGAUGCUGGAAAUCAGAAACAUAAACAGAAAUACCUGGGAAAACUCAGCAGCAUCUGUGACAGGACGCGGAGUUGAGGUUCGGGGUCGAGUGACGGGUUCUCCGGAAAGGGCCGGUGGGAGGAUUUACUUCGGAGAAUUGAAAAGUUUUGCCUUCAAGAUUGGGCGGAUCAAACUUUGGACAUAUUGAUCGGAUCCGACCCUUUUCAUUUCUUCGGGAUACGCAGCAAGGAGUUUGCUUCCAUCGGCCGAUCUCAAAUAUCUGUUCCGACCAAAAUACAAUGUCCGGUCAAAGAACCGAAGUUGCAGGUGAUCAAAAUGAAAAUUCAAGAAACGAAUCACAGAAGUGGACAAGAUCCCAAAUUUUCACACUAGUCUCUGCAGCAUCAUUGAACUUUAGUUCUAUGAUUUGUUAUUCAAUUUUGGCACCUUUCUUUCCAAAAGAGGACUUGGGUGUCACUGGUUCGGCCAGCAUUUAUUGGUCAUCCCUAACUGCUCUUCAGAAGGCGAUGGCAGGAAGGAAAGGAGCCAAUGACACUGUUGUUGGAAUGAUUUUUGGAUGUUUUGCUUUAUUUAAUCUUGUAUUUUCACUUGUAUUAGGAAAAUAUAUUAUACAAAUCGGAGCAAAAUUUAUGUUUCUGUCUGGAAUGUUCAUUUCUGGCUGGUCUACCAUCCUUUUUGGCCUAUUGGAUAAAGCUCCAAAUGGACCUAUAUUUAUCACUUUGUGUUUCAUCAUAAGAUCAAUGGAUGCAGUAGGAUUUGCUGGAAGCAUUACUGCCUCAUUUUCAAUUCUUGCCUCAACAUUUCCAAACAAUGUAGCCACAAUCAUGGGACUUCUGGAAAUAUUCAGUGGGCUUGGCCUCGUAAUGGGUCCACCUGUUGGAGGUUUUCUGUACCAGACAUUUGGGUAUGAAGUUCCUUUCAUUGCACUGGGAUGUAUCGUUCUUUUGAUGGUACCUUUGAACAUGUGUAUUCUACCAAAUUAUGGUGGAAUUGCCAGCAAAGAGUCAUUCUGGAAACUACUUGCAAUCCCCAAAAUAACAUUUGUGUGCCUGAUUAUAAUUUCUAUAAGUUCUUGUAUUGGCUUUCUGGAUCCCACCAUAUCACUGUUUGUAACUGAGAAGUUCAACCUGCACUCUGGAUAUAUAGGACUAGUGUUUCUAGGAUUCGCUUUGUCAUAUGCUCUAUCCUCCCCAUUACUUGGAUAUUUAAGUGAUAAUGUACCAAGAAUUAGGAAGUGGCUAAUGCUUAUUGGAAGUUGGCUGAUUGCUGUUAGCUUUUUUUUAUUGGGACCAGCACCUAUUUUUCAUAUCAAGUGCCGGCUCUGGAUGUUUGUUUUGAUGCUGGUAAUCAGUGGGAUUUCGCUCAGCUUAAGUGGAAUUCCUGUUUUCCCAGAAAUUAUCUCCUGUGUUUAUGAGAAUGGAUUUGAAGAGGGACUUGGUACUUUAGGUCUAGUGUCUGGAAUGUUUGGAGCUUGUUGGUGUUUGGGGUCAUUUGUAGGACCAACACUGGGUGGAUAUCUAUAUGAAAAAUUGGGUUUUGAGUGGGCUGCAUUCAUACAAGGAAGCUUUCCACUCUUUUUUGGUUCCUUGCUGGGUUUGUUCUUUAUAGUGGAAAUAUUUCAAAAAAGGAGGUCACUCUCUGGGAUUCACACUGAUGAAGAGCAAGCACCACUGAUAUCAAAUUAAAUAUGGACAUUUAACGGGUUUGAAUGGACUACAAUUCUCUUGCAGACAAUCUUUAGACAUCCUCGUGCUUAAAACUGCCUUUACUAAAUAACUUUGCGUGGGUUUAAAUUUUUUAAUACUAAUUCUGAAAUUUGCCUUUAAUAGAGUAAAAUGAAUUUCAUAUUAGUCAUCAAUAUAGUAUAUCAGAGUGAUAUGGUGGCUCUGUGGUUAGCACUGCUGCCUCACAGCACCAGGAACCUAAGUUCAAUGCUACCCUGGUACAGCUGUCUGUGUGGAGUUUGCACAUUCUCCCAGUGUCUGUUUUCUUCCAUAGUCCAAAGAUGUGCAGGCUAGCUGGAUUGGUCAGGCUAAAUUGCCUAUAGUGUCUGGGAAUGUUUAGGCUAGGUAUGUUAGCCAUGGGGAAUGUAGGCUUACAAGGAUGGGGUUGAUUUGGGUGUGAUAUUCUUUGCGGGGAUGGUGUGGUCUUGAUGAGCCGAAUUCCACACUGUAGGGAUUCUGAUCGUGAUGUCAAGCAGUAAUUUAUUGUGGAAUCAUGAUUUUUACGGAAAUUACUUUGUAUUCAUUAUCCUUUAUGUCCAUCAGUCUAAUUUGAUGCUCCUGAUCACAAUCUUCUUCUCACUAAUAAAGUAAUAAAACCACCA